This is a messenger RNA of Oncorhynchus tshawytscha (Chinook salmon), 3311 nucleotides long. Its product is annotated as nibrin. Gene Ontology annotation, cellular component: nucleus; Mre11 complex. Lineage: Eukaryota; Metazoa; Chordata; Actinopteri; Salmoniformes; Salmonidae. Gene Ontology annotation, molecular function: protein binding; damaged DNA binding. Gene Ontology annotation, biological process: double-strand break repair via homologous recombination; telomere maintenance; mitotic G2 DNA damage checkpoint signaling. The record is from RefSeq and is a predicted model, not a curated record.
UUUUGAAUGGAAGUUGAUGUAGACUUUCACGCUGACUGUACGCAACUCGCAUUAGAUAUUUUACUAUUUGUAGAUGUAUACCUAGCUAGUUAUUGACAGAGAAGAGCACAUGUUCGGAUGUUCGUUCCAUAGCUCGUGGUGUAUUAUAACAUGUGGACACUGAACCCUUUAGAAUUCGGGGGUAACUUUUGUUUUGCCCAGCUCUAGUUAGCUACAGUAACGUUAGCUAUCUUAGCCAUAGCGGGUGACCAACCCACCAGCUAACAACAUUAGCUAGCUACAUUUGACAGCUCGUUCUACAUGUUAGCUAGCUAUGUUUCUCAGUGUAUUUUGGAGUAUCAGAAUACGCGCUUAGAAGAUGAGAAUCAAACCUGUUACAGUAACUACUAAAAAUGGUGUCACCCACUACCUCCUGCCAGAGAAGGAGUAUGUGGUGGGGCGUAAGAACUGUGAGGUCAUCCUGCCCAAUGACCAGUCCAUCAGCUGGGCUCAUGCUCACCUCACCGCUAGAGAUCAGGCCCUGACCCUGAAGGACAGUUCUAAGUAUGGCACGUUUGUUAACGAGGAGCGUCUGUCAGGGGACACCCCUCGCAGCCUGACGGCAGGGGACAGAGUGACAUUUGGGGUCUUUCACAGCAAAUUCAGUGUGCAGCAGGUAACUGUGGUAGUGUGCUCGUCCUGUGUUGAUAAUGAAGGGAAGGUCUCUCUGUCUCAGACCCUGCAGCUUCUGGGUGGCCGGCUGACCAACACCUGGACACAGGACUGCACUCACCUGGUCAUGCCCACUGUUAAAGUCACCAUUAAGACUAUCUGUGCGUUGCUGUGCUGUCGGCCCAUAGUCAAGCAGGAGUUUUUCAUUGAGCUCACCAAAGCCCUGCAACAGAAACAACCACCUCCAAAAGCUGAGAGUUUCUUCCCAGAGAUAGACGAGCCCAGUCUGAAUAAGGAUGAGGUGGACCUGACAGAGAGGCCAGAACGUAAAGAACUUUUCACUGGCAAGACCUUCCUCUUCCUCAAUGCCAAACAGCAAAAGCAUCUGAGUUUGGCAAUGAGUUGUUGAGGUGGGAGGAGCCAGCUCUUGGAGGAGGGGUCUGUCCCUGUGUCACUCCUGGAAUCACCAUUGAGCUGUGUGAUCGGCAUGGCAACGGGAAAAUCCCAAGAACUACUGCCCCAUUCCACUAAGAAGUGGGCAGACUCUGUGGGGAGGAUUCUACAGAGGAAAGGUCUUCGAUUCAUCACAGAGUCUGAGAUCGGAUUGGCUGCCAUCUAUGUCAGCUGUGACAAGUACUGCAAUCCCUCCAAUCAGAAGGCUGACUCAGAAUCCAUGAGAAUGAAGCCCACCAUCCCUGGCGCCACGCUAUCCCAGAAUGCACCAGUGGACGAGACGGUAAUGCCAGCGGCAUCUCAGAACAUCACAGCCUAUGCUGUAAACACAGAGCCGUCACAGGGCAUCAGUGGGGUGGACGUGGCUGGGGUGAGCGCAGUUGGAGAGACCCCUGAGAGGGACCAGAGCCGGACCACCUCUCAUCUUAACCGACCCAAACCCUCAGGCCGAGAGCUGGCCGGGACCUGCACAGUGGCAGAGACUAUGAUGUCAUCAUUCAGUGCCUCAGACAGCACUGGUGGUGGCGGCUCGGACAGAAAAAAGGGAGAGCUACAACAUCCAGGUGGAGGGAAAGGUGAUGCUAUCACCAGAUUCCUGGCCACAGCCCCUCGGACCAACGGAGGAGUGCAGACGAUGUCCCCACAGAAGUGCUCCUCCCAGAAACAACAGGUCUCGCAGAAAUGUUCCCCCCAGAAACAGUCUGCCCUCACUAAUUUCUUCCAGCCUGUUGGCAAGAAAAGACCUAGGGAAGGCGAGGAAUCCCCUACUGUCCAAUCAGAGGCCAAGUUCUCCAGGAGGGAAGAAGACAUGGAGAAUACGAAGAGGACAGUACCACAGCACUCGGAGACCUCCAACCCCACCCUCCCCCCCACAGGCAGGUCCCAGGGCCAACACAGCUCAGGUGCACAUCUGUUUCCAGGUCAGACUGAGGCUCUGUCAGAGGGGUUCUCCAACCCUGCCCAGCAGGGGCUCCAAUCCAGGAAGAGGAAGGAGAUGGAGGAGACUAAAGGGUGUGGGGCUUUAGAGAUAGAGAUGGACGAACUGGAGUCCAUCAUGUCUGAGGACAUGGACGAAUCGGAUGAGCCCAUGUCAGCCAGUCAAGGCCAGCGGUUGAAGCUGACGGAACAGAGUUCAACCAAUCAAGGCCAGAUGUCUCAACUGACAGACAAGAGCUCAACCAAUAGAAAACAGCUCCUAGAGACAGUGGAAUUUACCUCUGCCAAUAAGAAACAGCGGGUUUAUCCAGUGGAACCAAUCGCAGCCAAUCAUAGGUCAGGCUUGGAUUCAGAAGAGCGAUCGUCAGCCAGCAGACGACAGCGAGCGGAGCCUGUAGCUGAGGUCAAAGACGAAGAGGUGUCUUUCACUGAGUCAAAACCAGUUAAUGGUGUGACCCCUGGUCAUCUGGAAGAGCCAGAGACUGAUGCCAAACCUGUCAAACAGGAAGCCUCAGUAAGUCCUGUCUGUAUCUGUCUGGAAGUUAGGUCUGGAGUAGGGGCCAGUGGGGAAGAGUUAGGUCUGUCAGUAACUGGUCUGUGUGUUGUGAUGUUGGGUUUAGGAAGUGAGAAUCUCCCCAGCAGACUUAUAGUGGUGGAGUUCAAAUCCCUCACCGUGGCAACACCGGCAAGACCUAAACCACGCCCCAUGGAGAUUAAACGCUUCCGCAAGGUCCCAGUUCCCGGUGCACAGGGUUUGCCCAACAUCAUCGGAGGGUCAGACCUGUUGGCCCACAACCGAGGCAAGAACUCUGAGCUGGAGGAGUGGCUGAGAGAUGCAGCAGAGGAUGAGCGUCAGAACAAGAAAGAGGAGACUUUGGGAGAUGACCUCUUCAGGUACAACCUCAAACCCACCAAAAAAAGAUGAGAGCACCUGGUUGUAACAUGAGAAGCCCUGCAGACAAAUGUUCAUCUUAAGACACAGGAAGGGAUGCCAACACCCCAUGGAAUGUUUUGGCUUCUAGAAUUCACAGUUUGAUAGAACUGCCAUCUCCGCUCCACUGAUAAUGUUCAGGAAUGGAUCUUGAGUUAACUCUGGUCAUUUUGAGUACAAUGAUCAAGAGGGGCCUGUCAAUGACAAAUGUUUUAACAAUGUUUGUCGGUGAUAGAUGUGGGCAGAAAUGUCUAACUUUCUAUGUACUGUACACUAAUUAUAUACCUUGAUUUAGUCACUGAUGGCGAGCAAUGUAAACAAAUAAAUAGGUGUUCCGUUU